Molecule: messenger RNA, 969 nt
Organism: Fusarium keratoplasticum
Lineage: Eukaryota; Fungi; Ascomycota; Sordariomycetes; Hypocreales; Nectriaceae
Product: Thiamine thiazole synthase
Exons: 2
Coding region: 1-969 (322 amino acids)
Biological process (GO): thiamine biosynthetic process
Source: RefSeq, a predicted model, not a curated record
AUGUCUCCCCCCGCUGCCGUCUCUCCCACUACCCGCUCUGCUGAGCUCGCCGCCCCUGCCGUCAAGCUCCCCGUCGGCCUGAGCAAGAACACUACUACUGCCACCAUUGAGGAGAUGGAGGGCAAGUGGGAUGACUUCAAGUUCGCCCCCAUCCGUGAGAGUCAGGUCUCUCGGGCCAUGACCCGCCGCUACUUCCAGGACCUCGACAACUACGCCGAGUCCGACAUUGUCAUUAUCGGCGCCGGUUCCUGCGGUCUUAGCGCUGCCUACAUCCUCGGCAAGAAGCGACCUGACCUGAGAAUCGCCAUCAUCGAGGCUUCCGUGUCUCCUGGUGGUGGUGCUUGGCUCGGUGGCCAGCUCUUCUCGGCCAUGGUCAUGCGAAAGCCUGCCGAUGCCUUCCUCCGUGAGGUCGGUGUGCCCUACGAGGACGAGGGUAACUACGUCGUUGUCAAGCACGCUGCCCUCUUCACCUCUACCAUCAUGUCCAAGGUUCUCCAGCUUCCCAACAUCAAGCUGUUCAACGCUACCUGCGUUGAGGACCUCAUCACCCGACCUUCUGAGGAGGGAGUCCGCAUCUCUGGUGUCGUCACCAACUGGACUCUUGUGUCGAUGCACCACGACGACCAGUCUUGCAUGGACCCCAACACCAUCAACGCUCCCCUUGUCAUCUCCACCACUGGACAUGACGGCCCCAUGGGUGCCUUCUCUGUUAAGCGUCUCGUCAGCAUGCAGCGCAUUGAGAAGCUUGGUGGCAUGCGUGGUCUUGACAUGAACGUGGCUGAGGAUGCCAUUGUCAAGGGCACUCGUGAGAUCGUCCCUGGACUGAUUGUCGGUGGAAUGGAGCUUUCUGAGGUUGACGGUGCCAACCGAAUGGGCCCUACUUUCGGUGCCAUGGCUCUGAGCGGUCUCAAGGCUGCCGAGGAGGCCCUCAAGAUCUUUGACGUCCGCAAGAAGCAGAACGCCUUCUAA